AUGGCUACCGGCGUACCCAAAAAGACACCUUGCAAUGGUUGCCGAGAAAGAAAACGCAAAUGCACUUACGAACAACCAUGCGAAAGAUGUGUCAAAAAUGGCACCGAAUGCAUAUACACAGUGAUGCCUUCACCCAAAGAUAUGGAAUAUAUGCAAGAACUCGAAUACAUGAAUCAGAUAGAUGCGAUCCAGCAUCAGAUAGCAUGCAUGGAAAACGAAAUUGGCAUUCUGAAGCUAGCGAAAGAGAAUGAAGCCAGGCAGGCUGAUAGGCAGCCGAAACCCGAAUCACCACCAUCAUCCAACUUGCACGAUUAUCCUUCGCCUGUGUCGUUAGGUAAACCAGCACCUGCCUUCUUUGACGAUCAUGCCUAUCGCCACAGACACAAGGACAAAAGCAGCCCUCUGUUCUUUCAGGAUCCUUUUAUCGAUUAUCAGGGGGUCCCUCCUCCUUCAUCGUCAUCAUCAACAAUGCUUCACUACCCAUCAUCGCCUUCAAAAGAAAGCGAGAACCCUUACGUGGAAAGAUUCUACAAACAAAAAAGAGGCAGAAAGAAGCAUCAUUACCAUCUCAUCAAGAGCAACAAUAUCCAAGCUGAACUCACUUCACAGGAAAAGAGCGAAUCAAAGCCGUGGACAUUGACAGUGACGAAUGGCAACAUGUGCAUCGAGACCUUCAUCACAUCGCAUGCACAGCUCAUGUCUUGCCUUGGUGGUAUGGUGUCCACAGCCAUCUAUCAGGAAAAGACAGCACAGCUCCCGUUUCCUUUCAAUAUGGAGCCAACAACACAGACAACCGCCAUGAACAAGGUGCUGGGCAUUUUGAUCUGGAGGAAAUACGGCAAAUCCAGGUUCAAGAGCAUGACCAAACACACGCCUGUUUUAAUGCACUCUGUUGCACCACAACAAAUAUCUCGAGUGAUCCCUGUUGAAGGCCUCACUACCAUCACCAUGCGACUCUUAUUCACCUACUUUCAAUGCCAACACCUACAGCACUUUUCACUGUACGUGCCCGAGUUUGUAAGGCUCUUCAUGAACGACGACCUGCUGAAAUCGCCUGCUGUCAUGGCCCUCUGUAGCAAUCUUUCUCAGCAGUGCUGUCGGCACAUUGUGAACAUUUUACCCUUGGAGGCAACACGAGACUAUGGACUCUACUACUUUGAGCAAGCUAGGCAACUGAUUGAGGACAAAUUUGAUGAGGCCAGUCUGGAAACACUGGUGACAUAUGCCUUCAUGUCCCUGUACAAGCUGAAAACAAAAGACGACAUUGAGGCAGAUCGCUAUUUAUCCAUGGCAGAACGCAUCUAUACCUUGCUGUUACCAUUGCACGAGUACAAGCCCUCGAGCAACCAAGAGCCCUCUGGCGAAUCGAUGCUGUUCAGUAGACUAUUCCGUUGUAUGCACCACUGUCGAUCCGUGCUGGAACUCCAUGCGGCCAUGAGCAGCAUGUUCAAGAUACGUGGAAUGGGCCCUCACAGACUGUUCAAGCUGCUGGAUAGCCAAGACCAAAUCAAGGUACACAUGUUUCCUGGCGAUUCUCCCCGAGAAAUGCAGUUUAUCAAGAUGGGGCACUACUUGUGUACGCUGAGGCAGGCAAUCAAAGACGGUGCUCGCUGUGCUGCAGCUUCAGAUCUCCCUUCUUACAUUGGCGUGUUUGGACAUCAUAUUGAGAUGGGGAUGAGAAACUGGUAUAGGAACACACUGCCAGACGACUAUCAACUAUCGCUGCCACUGUUUGAUGAUCGUAUCAGCGAUUUGGACUUUUUCACAACAUUGGAAAUCGAGUGUCGAGCAACGCCUAUUCCCCUGUUAACAACGUUAGCACUGUACAACGAGUAUCUCAUCAUGGCCAAAUCCUAUGUGCCCAAGACACCUGCAGAGGCACAACUGGAUACAGAGGAACUGAUCAAGAAGUUCAAGGAAAUGCAAUACAACACAAAGCACGAUAUCAAGGGGCGACAAGACCCUUCUUCAACAGCCAGCGACAAGCACCACGACCGCACCCACUUUUGGCUCAAGGUGGUGGAAAAGGUCAAGUACUUUAAACAGUUCCACCAACAGCAGUUUGCAGACCAAGAGCUGGAGCUCUCGGAUGAGGAGUAUCUCACCGAUUUCAUAAAGACGUUGAAUCUGUCCAAAGUCAAUUUUGACAUGCCUCUAAUCCAUACAUCAGUCAAAUCAGCUUUGAACACGGUGCGCAUUGUACAAUUUCUAGUGUCGCACGAUUGUGCAUGCUUUUUGGAUCUGAGAUGGAUCAUGAAUGCUUGGGAAAUCCUGCUGAGGGCUGCUCGAUUCAGAUACCAACAACCAGACGACGAUGCAGUUACUCUGGACCGUAUCCGUGCCAAUUUGUUGUUGUGUUUGUCGAUUGUCAAGGACCAGCUCGACUUUAACGCCCGUGAUCCAGAAGGCGAGUUUAUGGAUGAGAUGAACAAGCAAUUUGAGGAGCUGUUUGCUUAG
Messenger RNA from Mucor velutinosus, 2457 nucleotides. RefSeq names its product TYR_PHOSPHATASE_2 domain-containing protein. The record is from RefSeq and is a predicted model, not a curated record. Lineage: Eukaryota; Fungi; Mucoromycota; Mucoromycetes; Mucorales; Mucoraceae. The transcript has 3 exons. Gene Ontology annotation, biological process: regulation of DNA-templated transcription. Bases 1 to 2457 code for a protein of 818 amino acids. Gene Ontology annotation, molecular function: DNA-binding transcription factor activity, RNA polymerase II-specific; zinc ion binding.